CUCUUUGCAUAUUCAACAUUUGAAGUCACUCGCAAGCAAAUCCUUUACAACAUGCAGCUCAAGUUCUUCAUUUUAUUGCCGGCUUUGGUAGCUACUCUGGCUGCUGCUCAGCCUGCUCUGCUGCCUUCCGCUCCUGGCUUGUCCACAGCAGCCGCUGCCUUUACAGGUCUACCGGCUCCAUUUGCUGCUCCUUUAGCCAUCUCGAGCAGCCAGCGCUUGGACUACUUUAACCAACUCAAUGCAGCCUUUGCGCCCGCUGCUCGUCUGCUAGCCACUCCUUCAGGCUUGGCUGCUUUUCCCUCUAUCUUUGGGCUUCCACGCUUUGGCCCACUGGCUGCAGGCAAUGCACCUUUUAUCUUUUAAUUUGUAACUCUUCAGCUUAUCAUUAUUCUGGGCCCAAAUAAAUGUGUAUAAUUCCUUCUGAAUUAAUUUCACUUUCCGCAAGGCUUAA
This is a messenger RNA of Drosophila hydei, 451 nucleotides long. RefSeq lists its product as uncharacterized. The transcript has 2 exons. The record is from RefSeq and is a predicted model, not a curated record. Lineage: Eukaryota; Metazoa; Arthropoda; Insecta; Diptera; Drosophilidae. The coding region runs from base 52 to 363 and encodes 103 amino acids.